UUGAGUCACGAACAGGACUUUGCCUCAUUUUAUUUUUCGUUCCAACAUCCACACACGAACACCAACCAUUCCAUCAUCACGCAUCACAGCCCAAACUCGUUAUUUUAGAGACCCCAACACAGAAAACACACAAGACACCAAGAAAGCAAAGAUAACACAAGACAAGAUGGGCAAGAAGAGCAAGAACCCCCAAAAGAACAAAGCUUCUACCCCACAAGAGCCAUCCGCUCCCACACAACCACCAAAUAAUAAUAAUCCACAACAACCAGUAUCCUACCCACCGUCCGACGGACCCUCCAACGAAGAACUGGAAUGUCUCCAAACAUCGUCCGAAUCGCUCCAAGCCAAAUUGGAUCAACUCACCACGUUGGCAUUGGCCAAUGAUCGGGCCGGAUUUGUGGCGCAAUUUGUCCCACUCGAUUUGUCACCGUCCGAUAGUGCGGCCUAUUUGCAGGACUUGACCACGGCACCCGAAGCGGCGGGCCAAUGGACCAAUCUCGCUUCGGAAAUUGCUGCCAUUGCCGCCGGAAAGGGCGUGACCAAUAUUGAAGGCGACCAAACAAGACGGGCCGUGUUUUAUUUUGAACAUCCGCUGCUGCCCGGAUGCGAUCGAGAAGUCACAUUUGUCUGUGCCCCGGGGAGUACCGAAUGGAGGGCGGAGGGGUAGUAUUUAGUGUAAAUAGAAGGAUGGAAAUGAAGGGCUAUUGUAUGCCGAUACAGCCAAAAAGAGUGUAGGUAUGAUAUCUGACGAGCAGCUAGCUAGCUCGCAGUUUGCCGAAGAAGGAUCUAAUAUUCAUUAUUUCCCAAGAAGACAUACAGUAGAAAAGUUGGGAAUGCAACUAUAACAACUCUUCACUCUCUCCAGGAACCGUUUCGUUUGACUAUUACUUAUUAUAUUUGGGAAACGAAGAAACGGGCGUAAACUAUAUUUAUUUGCUUCUGUGGCACCACAGCUCUUUGGUGGCUCAGGCGAUUGGAUGCCGUCGCGAUCCAAGGAUAUCUACCGUAAAUGCAGCUUACGAAUCGCCAGCAGCCAAUGCAACGACGAGUUUCUUUUCUUUUGCUUUAGUAGAUUUAGAUGAUCCGUAGUAGGUUGCUUGCUAUAAUAAUGAUGAUGAUACGUGGCUAGUAGGGUAAAUUCCAGAUACCCUUCACCGCCAUGAUGAUUUUUGUGCUGUGUGUGUGCGUGUGUGUGUGUUUCGUGUCGUGUGGUUUCGUUUCCCCCUCCAACCAACAAAAAUGCGUUGCUUUUUUUUUGAGCUCUCUCAAGUAUUAAUGAGCGGAACCGCCCAUCUUACCAGCAUCGUCCGGUUCUGAGACAUCGGAUUGACUGCGUUUGACGGUGGAAUAUCGUUUGGACCGUCGUUGAUUCUUGGGAAAGACGCGUGCUCCCGUAGGUACAGCGGCGGCACUGGCACGUGCUUUGGGCUUGGCGUCUUCGGCGGAAUCCUCGUCCGUCUCGUCUUGGGGUGACGAGGAGUCACAGUGCUGUUCUGCUUCCAUCAUUUCUUCCAUGACGGUAUCUUCUUCUUCGUCGUCGUGCUGUUGCUCCAGCGGUGGUAACUCGUCUUCUUCUGCUGCCUUUUUCGUCCUGUCUUCCAGUGCCAUGUCACUCAACGGCAGUGCUUCUGGUAACUGAUCCACUACUACUGUACUGCCGUUACUCUUGGGGGAUGCCGGACGAUGCGUAGGUGCCACAACGAGCACUCCUUCUUUGCCUUCGACGGGUCGUGGCGAUUCCGGUGCCGUGGGUGGAAAGGGGACGGCCGGGAAACUCUUGGCGCGGGAAUUGGGCAAGAUGCGGGCAUUGUCGUUAAAGACGCAAAUAUCGUCCGUCGAGAGUUCGUCGGGUUCCAUCAUGGGGCCCAACAAAUUGCCGUGGUCUUCGGCUUGCUGCGCUUGCGCUGGUUGGUUAUCGAGGCGCGUGCUAUUGGUGUUGAAACUCCCACUCAUAUUCAUAUUGCCACUCCCGUUCAUACUAUUGUUCAUGCGACGUUCGCGACGAGCGCCCAAGGAAUCGGCCUUUUCUUCUUGCAUAAAUAGCAAGCGUGUCAUGAAGAAAUUCAAUUGCGUCUUCAUCACUGUCAAGUACGGAGCGUUGGCGGCGAAUGGCGGCGCGCCUUGGCCCAGAUUGGAAAAGGAACUUCGAGAUGACGCGCAGCUUGAGGACGACGAUUGACGGACCAUGGCGGUGCCGCCGCCGGUAUCUUCUGCUCGUGAUGCCAUUGUUUGUUUGUUGUUGUAGCUAGCUAUUUGGUUGUUGAUAAGGUUGUGGGGGUAGGUGAGAAGUUGUUUGUUCUCCUUCUUGCUGCUAUACGGUAAUGCGACAGGACUCGAUGAUCUAAGAUUCGAUUCUGCUGGAAGCGACGACGUUGGUCUUGCGUAACGGAAAAGUAAGCGUGGUUGGCUACAGUCCCUUCUAACUAUGGGUAUCUUCUUCUCUGAAACUGUUGCGCGCACCUCUGGGAUUGCAGAUAAUGAGCACUAUCUAGCUAGCUAGAUUGAUGGAGGAUGACAAGUGUAAGAGGCAACACUACGAGGGUCGUGGAUACCUGGUGUGGUUGCUUUGCUGCUAUCGUUGUUGUUGUGGAGUUGGUUGUUGCUGUGGUUCAGUCGAGGCAAGACCGUUUGGCUGCGGCCCUCUCACAACAAAAAAGAAGAGUGAGAAGCCCAAGAAACGGCAACUUGGCAUGGUUGUAAGAUGGGACUGUGCAAUGCCAGCAGAGACCAGAGACAUAGAGAAGGGAAUGUCCAAGAGUCAUCGAGAACAUCACCUGUGCUAUUUAACACCGUUCCCGCAGUUAAUCAAAGAGAUAACGAUCUAGUCGUUGAUAGAUGCCUUUUCAAUGUCGCGGAAGCUUAACUUUUGAGCCCCUACGAUUGAACAGUGAUCUGCGAAUACCACAGCAGGAUCCAAUCUUUGAGGAACCCGCUUGGAUGAGUCAAACCUUCUCUGCUGUCCUGGCUCAGAGAGAGGGCGACCAUGGUCCUUGCUUUCUUGCUUUGGUAAAGUACUAGUACUUUCUACCUGUGCCUUUUGUGUUGAUGGAGGGAGGAGCAGUCAAUGAUGGAGGACCUUGUGGCCAGGUCCAUCCCAAUGGAGUUCCUGCUGUGCUGGCUGCAAAACAAAAACACAUGCAUUCUGUUCUCGAUGGAGUACCAAUUUCGGCCCCGCUAGCUAGAGUGCGGGCCGCGCUAUGAGCUCCAAACCUACAGAAGUUCAAUCUUCGACCACGGUGCCUGCCUUUUGCACCACCGUAUUCAGCCAACCCCCAAAGUUACGGCAUGUUCCUGGAGCUGGGGAUACUACUAAUGGGGAUCGUACUACUAAUGCUGUUGUCGGGGAUACUACAGGACGCUUCCACAGCACACUUCGUCCUGCACUGGUUCUCCAAAACACUCCUCCAAAGAUAAGAUACGUUCUUGGGUAGCUUUGGCUGUGUCUUUGGGGCAUUGUCUACCGGUAUGCAAUUAUUUGACAGCACCUGGCAGAUCCAUGGCCCAGAUGACUUUGUCUAGUUUUGGUUAGUUCGGUUGUUUUAUUCGAUUUGAUUGAUCAUUCUGUUCUGAUUCGACUGAGUCACUCGUGACCCAGAUUGAGAAUUUGCCUUGCUGGUUUCGAAUGAGGUUUGCUUUCUUUGGUUCGU
Seminavis robusta is the source of this 3647-nucleotide messenger RNA. The record is from the annotation of a GenBank genome assembly. NCBI's taxonomy places the organism in Eukaryota, Bacillariophyta, Bacillariophyceae, Naviculales, Naviculaceae.